Messenger RNA from Trematosphaeria pertusa, 947 nucleotides. Its product is annotated as 40S ribosomal protein-like protein S2. Gene Ontology annotation, molecular function: RNA binding; structural constituent of ribosome. The transcript is spliced from 4 exons. Gene Ontology annotation, biological process: translation. NCBI's taxonomy places the organism in Eukaryota, Fungi, Ascomycota, Dothideomycetes, Pleosporales, Trematosphaeriaceae. Gene Ontology annotation, cellular component: ribosome; cytosolic small ribosomal subunit. The coding region runs from base 58 to 825 and encodes 255 amino acids. The record is from RefSeq and is a predicted model, not a curated record.
GACACCAGCACUAACCCCAGCACACACACUCAGCCGCCAGCACCGUCGACAUACAACAUGGCUGACGCCCCACGCGGAGGAUUCGGCUCUCGAGGUGGUGACAGAGGAGGCCCGCGUGGCCGUGGACGUGGACGAGGGCGCCGUGGCAAGACCGAGGAGAAGGAAUGGCAGCCCGUGACCAAGCUCGGCCGUCUCGUGAAGGCUGGCAAGAUCAAGAGCAUGGAGGAGAUCUAUCUCCACUCUCUCCCGAUCAAGGAGUACCAGAUCGUCGACUUCUUCCUCCCCAAGCUCAAGGACGAGGUGAUGAAGAUCAAGCCGGUGCAGAAGCAGACGCGCGCCGGCCAGCGCACCCGAUUCAAGGCCAUCGUCGUCAUCGGAGACUCGGAGGGCCACAUUGGUCUCGGCAUCAAGACGUCCAAGGAAGUCGCGACCGCCAUCCGCGCCGCCAUCAUCAUCGCCAAGCUCAGCGUCGUGCCCAUCCGAAGAGGCUACUGGGGUACUAACCUCGGUGAGCCGCACUCGCUGCCCGUCAAGGAGAGCGGCAAGUGCGGUUCCGUCACCGUCCGUCUCAUCCCCGCGCCCCGUGGUACUGGCCUCGUCGCUUCGCCCGCUGUCAAGCGUCUGUUGCAGCUCGCUGGUGUGCAGGACGUCUACACUGCGUCGUCUGGAUCGACCAAGACGCUCGAGAACACCCUCAAGGCUACCUUCGUUGCCGUCGCCAACACGUACGGCUUCCUCACUCCAAAUCUAUGGAAAGAAACCAAACUUUCCCGAAGCCCGCUUGAGGAGUACAGCGAUGUGUUGCGCGAGGGCAAGAGGUAUUAGGGCAGCGGUGCAGAAUGACGGAUCUUUUCUAGCAUUCACGGGUUCCAUAUGGCGUGAGGUGGUGCAUAGGGCACCUUUCUAGGUCAUCAUGAAUGACAAAAGAAUACUCACUGAAAAUACUC